Molecule: messenger RNA, 309 nt
Organism: Penicillium soppii
Lineage: Eukaryota; Fungi; Ascomycota; Eurotiomycetes; Eurotiales; Aspergillaceae
Exons: 17
Coding region: 1-309 (102 amino acids)
Source: RefSeq, a predicted model, not a curated record
AUGCGCUUGAUCUUGGUUACUGCGGCCCUUUUCGCCGGAUGUAUUGGAGCCCCCAUGGGCUCUGAUAUUGGCGCCAGAACCACGACCCUGAACCCGAAUGGCGACGCGGCUCCUAAUAAUGGCGUGAACAAUGUUAGCUUUUUGAACUGCGUAAGACGCCCCGAAGAAUCAAAAGACCACUCACCAUCCAAUUCAGAGUUGACUUGGUUACAGAAGAACAGACGCGCCGGUAUUCCGAACAAGGGCAACGUGGACCCCGUGAACGACGGCGAGGUGACCAACAACAUCUCGUUCCUCCGUCUUUGUUAG